UGUCAAGUAUAGACCGUCGUCAUCCGAGGUAGUUGUGUUGGACGUUGAGAAAUACAGAAAAAUUAAUAAAUUUUGUAAAUAAAUUAUGGAUUUGUACCAGUUUUAUGCAGACUUUCUGGGACUUCUUAAGUAGGGCCCUUUUUGAGGCAUAUGAUGGCCAGCAAUGAUGGCAGUGGAAGUAAUGGAACAUUGUCCAGAAACUAUCCAACAAGAGAGUAUGAUGCACUCAAGCAAAUUGAAAAGACAAACAAUGAAUUAAGUACAUCUAGAAGAAGAUGUGAUCACGCUCUAAGUGAUUUAGACUACUAUCGGGAACAACACAGAGCAGUCAUGAAUCAGCUGGAAGUGUCAUCUCAAGACUCUGCGUCGCUGCGCACCAAAUACCAAGAGCUGCUGAACGAGAAUAAACAAUUGCAAGCAGAAAAUCAACGCCUACUUAAAGAAUUAUCUGAACAUAAUGGAAAUGCCUCAGAAGCACUGUUUGUCUCACACACACAAGCUUUGUCCAAGCUGGAAGUUGCCCAAGAUGAAAAUGCAAGGUUGAUCAAACAGUGUGAGGUGUUGGGACAAGACAGGGGUGUAGCCCAAAGGGAAAUCGCUGGUCUCAAACAACAGUUGGUGAAACUGUACAAAGACUAUGCAAAAUAUAGAGAGGCUCACCAAAAGCUGCAACAACAAUAUGAGGAAGCUGUCAACGUCACUAUAAAGGCCAACAAGGAUAUUAAAAGGUUGACAGAUGAGAGAAACGCCACUGCUGCGGAGUAUUCUCUGAUUAUGAGUGAAAGAGACACUGUCCAUAAAGAAAUGGAAAAACUGAGUGACGAUCUGACACAAGCUAUGAAGAAAAUCAAACUCCUGGACUCUAGUAAUCAAGAAAUGCAAGAGGAAAAACGUGGAUUGAACUAUCAGUUGGAAUCCCUGCGACGAGAAAUAGCUAGUGCUCUACACGAAAGAGACAAGGCUUUGAAGGAGUGCAACGAUCUUCGAGAGAAGUUUGGCGAUUUAGGGGCUAAUUCGGGAGAUGGACGUUCAUUACUAGGCGAUCAAACCAAAAAAUCCCGCGGCAGGUUGAUAGACAGUCUGGGCGCACUGGGAGAUGGCCAAGGUUGCAAGGAACACAUGCGCGAAGAUGCUAGAUCGAUGGGUCAACGACAGCGCUUGGACAAUCUCGAUCAGGCUAAUCAAGAGUUGGAGUCGUUGAGGAAGAGUUUGGACAAAGCGCAGACGGAACUGGCCGAGGCGGUGCAGGAGGCUGAAGUUUCCAAGGGACGGCGAGAUUGGGCGUUUAGCGAAAGGGACAAGAUAGUAUUAGAGAGAGAAAGUAUUAGAACACUCUGUGAUAACAUGCGUAAAGAACGCGACAGGGCUGUAUCUGAGCUGGCUGAAUCUCUUCGCGAAUCGGACGCGGUCAAGAAGCAGCGCAACGAGCUGCUGAAGGAGAACAAGGCUUUGAGAGAGGCGCUAGAGGCGCACAUGGAGGACGACAACAAACCUUCGCAGUGCUUCGAACACGUUCAGGACCAUUCGCGCAGUCACACCGAGGUCAUCGAGUUAGAGCUGACUGCUGCCGACGAGGAGGGACUAGAGUUCGCAGGCGGUAGAGAUUUCUCAGGCGACGGUUAUGUAUAUGUCUCCUCAGUGACUCCAGGGUCUUCUGCUGUAGGAAAACUUUUCCCGCAUGACCGAAUAUUGAGAGUGAACGACGUAGACUGCAGCCAGGGCUCCUUACGGGUUGUCACCGAGGCCAUUAGGUCCAGUAUGCCUGUUGCCAGAGUUUUAGUCAAGAGAACCAGAUGUAUGAGGAACGAAACAAGGUCUAGUGGUGAACAAGUCACCAAGUGGAUUCACACCGCUAGAUUGGCACCGGGGUGUCACGGGCUGUCUUUGAAAAUGGGAGUUUACAUCAACAGAAUCAGCGAUGGUAGCUUAGCAGCUAGAGACAAGAGCUUAACCGUUGGCGAUAGAGUGCUCAGAAUAAAUGACAAAUCCAUGGACGAUAUAGAGAGUGGUCAUGAAGCAAUGCAGGUACUCAACGACGAUUCAUGCGGAGUGAUAAACAUAACAACGUUGAAGAUGAGCUACCCGGAAUGCCCCAACGUUUUUACUCCAGUUAGAAGGCACAAGAAGGAAAAUCGCAGUUCUCAGACUGAAGAUUGGUUGAUCCAGGAUUACAAAUAUAACAGUCAGGAGAAAAAUAACAGUGGUGCUUGGUUGAAGGAAAAAUUGGACAUGAUGAGAGGUCCAUGGCGCCAUUCUAAAGAGGACAAGAAGAAGUACAGGAACAGCUCUCCAAAUCCAAUCGAUUUCGACGGACAUGAGCAAGCUAUUGCAGAGCUGGACCUCGUUUUGGACAGUUACCCUCAUAGUACUGUCAAGAGGUCAUCUGGAGCUAAGAAGCAUUCUACGCAAACCAAAGAGGAUAAGAACAACGGCGGUACCUGGCCUAAAGCAAGAGCUGCGCCGAUUCUGGCGCCAGGUGGCACCGUUGUCACCAGGACCAAAGAAAGGCCGCCCCUCUCCAUUUUGCAACCAAAAUUGAAUCAGAUGCCGGAAAAUUACAGCUAUCGAAACUCGACACCUGCUCCUCUGUCUUUGGUCCCAACCAAUGUAGCAACGAACUACGGACGGCAUUCAGUCUAUAAGAGCGUCGAUACAUCCCACCACUUUGGCAUGGCUACUGAUUCUUUCGAAAGGCUCAGGGCUGCCAAUAAUCCAAACAGGUUGAGUGUUAACAUCAAUUCUGAUAACAGUUUGGACUAUCCUGUCAACAGGUUCGUGGAGAAGGAAGCCGUGCCUUGCUACAAGAAGAACAAUAACAGAUUGACGGUAGCUAAGUAUGGUUCGGAUUCGGAACGCGACAGCCUUCUUAGUGGCCAUCAUUUCGAUUCACCAGCCCCAAUGGCUCUAACUUCAGUGCACAGCAGAGGCCCAAGUCAACUGUUUCAGUCUCCCAGAACACCAUAUCACUUGCAUCCUCAUCCUCAUGCACACUUAGAACAGUCAAGAGAAAGCUUCAGUUUUGAGCCGCCAUUUCAUCACCACGUUCAUAGCCCAUCCGCGGAUGUGAGUGCUACACGUAGGCCACCUGAUUUGUUGGAAUCAGGUGGGACUUUUCCUAGAAAAAAUCAGAGAUUUCGAGUUCCCUCUAACCCAAGUGUGACCAGUAAGGUGAGCACUGGAAGCAUCGAGCGGGGCAGCUCGGAGCGCGGCAGUCCGAUGCCGAUUUUUCACGUGGAAGUCUUGAGCAGUCCCGGCGACCAUUCGGGCUCCUCCAGCACAGCCAAGGAUUACUAUCCGUGGGGCCACAAGCCGGUGCCGGGGGAGCUAAGACGAGUGCAUAUAGACAAGUCUAACGAACCAUUGGGGAUCCAGAUUAACUGUCCCGAUACAGGAGGCAUUUUCGUAUCUACCGUCAAUGAGAAUAGUUUGGCUAGUCGCGUUGGCUUGCAGAUUGGAGAUCAGUUAUUAGAGGUGUGCGGUAUCAACAUGCGCAACGCCACCUACAAUUUAGCCGCGAACGUGCUACGCCAGUGCGGCAACUCGAUCACGAUGUUGGUUCAAUACAGCCCGGACAAGUAUCACGAGUUGGAGGGGGACGAAGCGGAGUCAUGUUCGAGCACCUCAACAAAUUCGGAGGAAGAAGAGGAGGAAGAAGCUGACGGGGAGCCGACGCCUUGCAACUCACCGAAAGAAGUCAGAAAAAGCGCCAUGCAACUGAAGCCGCAGCAGCUGAUGGCCAUGCAGACGAGGAGUCAGAUUGGUGGGUCAGCUGGAGGAAGCAACAGAGGUUCGAUCGAAGACCCAAGAUACCUCUGCAUCGAAACUCUGAAGACAUCAAACCUAGGUAUAUCUCUGGUGGGAGGCAACGCAGCUGGUAUCUUCAUUCACUCAGUGCAGCCUGACUCUUUGGCCUACCACGCGGGUCUUCGCACUGGUGACCAGAUUCUGGAGUACAACGGAACUGAUCUGAGGAGUGCUACUGCCGAAGAAGCGGCGUAUGAAUUAGCCAAGCCUGCUGAUAAAGUUACCGUGUUGGCGCAUUAUCGGAUAAAUAAAUACAACGAGAUCAAAGACAAACCGGGCGACAGUCUGUACGUUCGUUGUGGUUUCGAUCGCGGUGGCAACGACCUGACGGAGCCCCCUCAACUGGCGUUCGCCAAAGACGACGUCCUCUACGUAGACAAUACGAUGUUCAACGGCGUGCCCGGUCAGUGGCGCGCGUGGCGGCUGGACGACGAGGGGCAUCGACAACAGUGCGGAAUCAUACCCAGCAAGUACAAGGUCGAGGAGGAGUUGUUGUUGAGGAGAGGAGCGACGGGGGAUCUUAUUGAGGGCCGAUCUACGGCAACAGCAAGACGUAGUUUUUUCAGGAGGAAGAAACAUCAAAGAGGAGGCAGCGGCAGUUCUAGUUUGGGAUCGAAUUCAAGAGAUUCCAAAGAACUGGCCAGCUUUUGCAACCUUUCUCCAGGGUGGUACUCUGACUCAGGUUCUUUACAUGAAGAUUUAUCCCAGUCGUCUUAUCAAAGAGUGGAACGUCUACAAUAUCCAGAAUUUCGACCAGUGCUAGUUAUAGGCCCUUUGGCAGAAUGUGUUGCCGAGAAACUGGUACAGGAUUUUCCAGAAAAGUUUAAGAGAUCUCUGUCAGAGUCUAGACGCUGCUCUCAGCAACAACUGGACAGAGAAAUUGCAGAAGGUUUGAUACUGGAGUACCGCAAGCGGGGUUCCUGCUAUGAAUGCAUCACUGUAUCUGCUGUGAGAGCUUUAAUCCAAACUCGCCUCCAUUGUAUGCUAGAUGGUUCUAUCACCAUGGUUGAAAGAUUGCAACGCCACCACAUAUAUCCCAUGGUACUAUUGAUCAAGUUCAAGAGUACGAAGCAGAUAAGGGAAGUUAAAGACGCUAGAUACAGUUUGGACAAGCUGUCAGGCAAAGCAGCAAAGGAGAUGUUUGAGCAUGGCCACAAACUGGAAGCCGAGUACCGACAUUUGGUGACAGCUAUCGUCUCCGCUGGAGCCAACAUCGCGCAUAUUUGCGCACAAGUAAAGGCAGCUGUCGAUUCUGAACAUCGCAAGAGUCAGUGGAUUCCUGUGUCCACCAUGCAUUGAAGACGUUGAUGUUAGUUAAAGAUAUUUAUACUUUUUCUUACCAAAAACAUUUAACUGGUAGCCAGCAUUGAGCCUAACUUCUUAAUUUUGUUCUUUUGAAGACGUUCCUUGACGAUUGAGUGACUUUUGAGAAAUGGAUUUUAAACAAACAAUAACACUUCCCUGAGGACCUCUUUUAACAUUUCCAAUUGACAGUACAUUGUAACAGUUCUCAUCGCAGGCUCUCAAAAUUUAGAAGAUUUUCGAAAUGUGCACGAUUUACGAUAUUUCAAAAACUAACAGAAUUUUUAUAUUUUCUAAAAUUUUCCAAAUUUUCAAAAUAUCCAAGUUUUCCAAAGUUUAUAUAAUUUUCAAACUGUAAGAAGAUUCAAAAUUUCCAAUACCUAAAAAAUUUGGCUGAUUUUUAAAAUUCUGAAAAUAGCGAAAAUCGUCCAAAUUUCGAAAAAGUUACGAUUUUAUAAAAUCCUGUAAUGGCAACUGUUGCAGUCUACUGUGAAAUGCAAAUAUUAAAUCCUCCCUUGAACAUCCUCAAACAGCAUUCAAUUCUUAAGGAACGAGCAAUGUCUCUACUCAUUUCAUUUUAAGGAUUGAUCUAUUAAUCUACCGUCUAUAUUUUAAAAUAAGUUAUGCCAAGACAUUUAUAUUCCUAGCGGUUUGACUAACCUCGUUUUCACAUAGAUGUAAUAUAACAUCAUUACUACUGCUAUAAUUUCUUUUAUAAUGCUGGUCGCCUCAACUUGAUGAUCUAUUGAAAUAUUUAAGGGGUUAUACCCGUUUCCCUAUGGCAAUCAUUAUCAAAUUUUAUACCACUCAUUAAAGAAGCAGGAGAGAAGAAGAGGAAACAAAUACCGUGCGAAUCAUUUACCCUUGAUGGCGGCAGAGCUUUGAUGUGUACGGGGGAGAAGCGAAAAACACGUAUGGUAAAAAUAGAAAGAGAAAGAACGUGGUCAUUACUUGUGGAUGAACUCUUUCUAGCUUACGUGUUGCACACUUCUCUCUCUCUCUCUCUCUCGUACACAUUGAAACCCGGCCGAACUUAUCCGUAAAUUAUUCGCACGGCAUUUACUUUGGCACUAAACUUUUACAACAUUAACGAAUGACAAUAAUUUUAUGUCCGGAUGACCUAACGGGUUAUAUAUUACGACACUUUUAUACAUGAAAAUAAGAAAAAAACAAUAUGUGGGUUAAUCGUAGACCUGAAAGUUUUAUAACCAUCGAUCAAUGUGUCCUACCGGAAGCUGGCCAACCUAAUGCUAUAUACCCGCGUCCAAAAAUUAUCAGAGAUAAAAUGAGAUACUACCUUGUCACUGCUGUUCUUCUAUUUACCUUAUAUACUUUGACAUGUGUUUCAUAGAUGUGCCAUAUGAACCUAGACAAGCAUAUAGGUGGUAACAGCGCCAGCUAUGAGACACAUACCUUUUCAAAGUAAAGUUUAUAUAGUAAAUAGAGAAACAGUUGUGAUAUUCUCAUGGAUGAUGCUACAGUAUCUUAUUUUAUCUCCGAUAAUUCGUCGAACACGCGCACAUAGGGGUGGUUAUCUUCAGGUAGAAUAUGUUAAUCAUUGCUUUGAAAUUUUGGAUUCCUGGUCGUUAAUAGCAAGUCUUACAUUUUUGGGAUUUUGUCAACAAAAAUACGUUCCGGCGAUUAAACGCCAUCAUCAGGUACAGUCUACGAAAACCAAGUCAAAAUACUCUUCAAGGUUUUGUGGAGCAAGGUUUUAACUUAAAUUUAGACACGUGAUGACCUCAAAAAUUAUAAUUUUCAACAUUCAGGGUACCUGGACCCAGAUCAAAUUUGAUUGUGCAAUUUUUUUAAAUAACUUACAAUUUUCUUGCCCAGAAUUUUUUUUCAGGUUUUUUGGAUCAUUCUGAACAUAACUCCCAUUAACUAACAUUAAAGCUAACCAUUUUCGUAUUGUAAGCGAUUUAUUAAUGUCUGAAAACCCUAAAAAUGGUAAUAUACGGUUAAAAUUAUUGUUAAAGAUAAAACCUUGCCCCUUUUGAGAUUACUUUUUAAAGCGAUUUUUAAUUUUAUUUUUUAUUCCGAAAUAGGCGAACUUUUAGUUUUCGCAGACUGUACAAAUGAGUUUCUGGAAUAGUUGGUAAAAAUAAUUGUGUUUCUGCCAGAUAGAUGUUGGUAGUUUGAGUGUAGAUCAAUGACCGUUUUAAGUUGACAGAAUCUCAAGAAUUUAUAACUAUAACAGUUUAUGCAUUCAUGGCCAAAAAUGUAACUUACACUAGCAAUAUUUAUUCAAACACUCGAUGCUUAUGAUAUACAAUACCAGUUUUAAGAAUUGCACUAAUUUUUAACAUAAUAUUUUUACUCAUAUACACUAUAGGUAUUUAUUUUAUUAAUCACUUUAUAUUGAUUGUAUUUAAUGUAUCUCAUAGAUAUUGUUGUAGAUAUCUCCUAAACUGCUCAAAAUUAUUAUCUAGGUGCCUUAAGGACCUGCACACCUUUUUGAACCCUUUUAAUAGUAUAGAUGAUAGGGUGGUUGUAUUGUAUAUUCUCUUUUUUCUGUGAUUCCGUUUAUUAUAUUUUACUUGUUUCUCAAAGAAAUAAACAAAUUUAUAGCA
Acanthoscelides obtectus is the source of this 7679-nucleotide messenger RNA. NCBI's taxonomy places the organism in Eukaryota, Metazoa, Arthropoda, Insecta, Coleoptera, Chrysomelidae. The record is from the annotation of a GenBank genome assembly.